GAUCCUCUGUGUAUUUUUCAUACUAAUCUUGUCUUCAAUAGCGCGUGUCUGUGCACUUUUUGAAGCUUUCAAAUCAAGUGACGUUAUUUAAAGAAUUGAAAAAAUUUGAAAAAUGUUUAAUCUUUGAAAAAUAGGGUCCAUAUAUAUACAUACUUAGUCAUAUCCCUUCUUCGAUGAAACCACCAUCAAAUACGAUCACUUUCAUUGCUCUUGUAAGAUCGAUCGUCCGACACAAGAGCAAUCAUUCGCGAGAAUCGCAGCGGAGCGGUGGACGUUCUUUCUUUUCUUCUCCGGUUGGAGAAUCGCAGACAUUCAGUCGUCGCGAUAUUCACUGUCGUUUAUAUUUCGUGAAAGUGUCGUUCGUUAUUAAAAUAAUGUAGAAUAGUCAAUUUUAAGUCAAUUUUUUUUUAAAUAUCGAAAUAGAAAAUUUUUAAGGUUAUUAAUUUGCAAUGAUAAUUUAGUCAAAUCAGCAAUGAUAUUUCAUAACGGAAAUGUCAAAUUUGCAUUGUUCAAAUUUAAUUACAAAAUUAAUAAAUAAUUAAUUUUUAUUUUAUUACGCUAGAUUGAUAAAUUAGGAAAUAAUAAAUAAAUAAUAAAUGGUUACUUAAGGAAGGACAUUUCCUUUCAUUUAAUUAGUAUAAAUAAAAUCGGAAUUGUUUACAGAUCGGAGAAAAAAAAAACAUGUACGAGCACCCUUAACAAUUGAUUGGCGCCGCACUUCGUUCUGCAAUGAAUCUUCGAACGGCGGAGGCUCUUGCAAUCGUUCUCUUUACUUUAAUAGAGAUUAAUUUUGCUAUGAUGAAAACCUUCAGGGACGAUAAUGCGAAAUGCGGCUGCCCAGCAAUUACAUUAAGAACGCCAAGAUCGACAACAGGACGUCAACCAACGACAGGACGAAUUUUUAAUGGAAAACCCAGUAAAAAAGGAUCAUGGCCUUGGCAAGUGUCUUUGCAACUUCUUCAUCCAAAAAUGGGUUUCAUAGGACACUGGUGUGGUGGAGUUUUAAUUGAUCAAAUGUGGAUUCUCACAGCAGCUCACUGUAUUUCCAACGAACUUUUUAACCUUCCUAUUGGUGCAUUAUGGACAGCAGUUGUUGGCGAAUGGGAAUUAGACGGUGGUGGACGAGGAUCUGCUCGAUUACCUAUUGAACGAGUCAUUCUUCACGAGCGAUUUAACAAUUAUGUUCACGAUAUCGCCCUAAUGAAACUAGGAAGACCGGCACCACUUUCAAAAGUCGUACGAACAAUUUGCCUUCCAGAAACGGACGUUAAUCUUUCUGGUGUUCAUUGUGUGGCAUCUGGUUGGGGACGAUAUGGGCCAUCUCCUUCACUUUCGAAUGCUCUUUUAGAGGCAACAGUUCCUUUAUUAGAACCACAAGAUUGUUCCGAAGCUUAUGGUCAAUCUGUAUUGUUUAGAGAUGGACACUUGUGUGCUGGUCAUACAGAUGGUUCAUCGGGAAGUUGCGUGGGAGAUUCCGGGGGCCCUUUGCAAUGUCGACGUUCGGAUGGUGCUUGGCAAUUAGUUGGCGUUACAUCUUUUGGUUCUGGUUGUGCGAGGCCAGGUUUUCCUGAUGUUUAUACAAAAAUACAGUAUUAUCUAUCCUGGAUCAAAGAUACUAUUCAAAACGAUGUCGACAGUUAAAUUUAGAAUAUAACACACGUGUUAGUUGGAAAAAAAAAUUCUAUUUAAUUUAUAAAUAAUAUUAAGAAACUAAUUUCUACAUUUAUUAUUUUUUUUAUUGUACAUAAAAAUAUUUUUAUUUUAAAUUUAUUUAAAAUAUUUUUUUUUUGUAAAUAUGUAAAAUUGCACAAAUAAUAUAAAAUUGUAAAAAGAUAAUAAUUUAUGUGAAUUAAAAAAAAUUAUAUUUUCGAAAAAA
This is a messenger RNA of Leptopilina boulardi, 1876 nucleotides long. Its product is annotated as chymotrypsin-like elastase family member 2A. Gene Ontology annotation, biological process: proteolysis. Lineage: Eukaryota; Metazoa; Arthropoda; Insecta; Hymenoptera; Figitidae. Bases 730 to 1641 code for a protein of 303 amino acids. The record is from RefSeq and is a predicted model, not a curated record. Gene Ontology annotation, molecular function: serine-type endopeptidase activity. The transcript has 6 exons.